AUGACCUUAUUAUAUGGUUGUCUUUUGUCUCUUCUAGUAAUCUCUGUCACUUUAGCAAUUCACUUUUUGUUCUACAAGAAUUAUCGCACUAGUGGCCUUCGGCCACCAGGCAAAACAGGUUGGCCAUUCCUAGGCGAGACCAUGGAGUUUCUUUCCACCGGCUGGAAUGGUCAACCUGAAAAAUUCAUAUUUGAUCGCAUAGCGAGAUACUCCUCAAAUAUCUUUAAAACAUCCUUGUUAGGAUACAACACUGCCAUAUUUUGCGGGCCAGCAGGCAACAAGUUUUUGUUUGCAAACGAGUACAAACUUGUACGGCUGUGGGUGCCGGAUUAUGUCAACAAGUUGUUUCCUUCUAAAAAUAGUGCGGCAGAUGAAGCCGUGAAGAUGAGGAAAGCUUUUCCAUACUUCCUAAAACCUGAGGCUUUGCAAAGAUAUAUCGGUGUGAUGGAUGAUAUAACCGCAAAACAUUUCUCUACUGAUUGGGAAAACCAUGAAGUUGUCGCGGUCUACCCUCUCAUCAAACGCUUUGCCUUUGUCAUUGCAUCGCGGUUGUUUAUUAGUGUAGACGACCCAGACCAUAUUGCAAGAUUUGCUGCCCCUUUCGAGGCGUUAGUUUCGGGGAUUUUUUCAAUCCCUAUAGACAUCCCUGGUACACAAUUUAACAAAGCGGUUAAAGGUGCAAAUCACAUACGAAAGGAGCUAAUAGAAAUAAUCAAGCAACGAAAAAUCGAUUUGGAUGAGGGGAAGGCUGAUCCUAAACAAGAUGUAUUGUCUCAUAUGAUUGUUACUAACGAUGAUGAUGAAAAUGCUAUGACAGAUUCAGAUAUUGCUAACAAGUUGAUAGCUUUGUUGCUUGGUGGACAUGAUACUAUUGCUAGUACAUGCACUUCGAUUGUAAGGUAUCUUGCUGAGCUUCCAGAAAUUUAUGAAGGAGUUUACAAAGAACAAAUGGAAAUUGCAAAUUCAAAAGGGCCAAACGAACUAUUAAACUGGGAUGACAUACAUAAGAUGAAAUAUUCAUGGAAUGUAGCAUCUGAAGUGUUGAGGCUUUCCCCUCCAUUCCAAGGAACAUUCAGAGAAGUUCUUGCUGAUAUCACCUUUAAUGGUUUUUUCAUUCCAAAAGGGUGGAAGAUAUAUUGGAGCACGAAUGGAGUACACAGAAACCCUGAAUUCUUUCCGGAUCCCCUCAAAUUUGAUCCUUCAAGAUACGAGGGAGCCGGACCCGCUCCAUACACAUACGUGCCGUUCGGAGGUGGACCGAGGAUGUGUCCUGGAAAGGAGUUUGCACGGUUAGAGAUACUCGUCUUUAUGCAUCAUAUAGCGAAGAGGUUUCGAUGGCAGAAAACUAUUCCUGAUGAAAGAAUCAUUGUUGAUCCUAUGCCUGUUCCUGCCAAAGGGCUUCCUGUUCGCCUCUACCCACAUAAAAACUGAAAUGUAUCCUCGUUUUCUUUAUAAUUAGAAGUAAAGUUUGAGACACUAUAUAUAUAGAGGUUAAAGCCAGUUGCAAAGCAAAAUGAAUAAUAAAUGGAAUGAAUAAGGUUAUAAA
Helianthus annuus (common sunflower) is the source of this 1546-nucleotide messenger RNA. Its product is annotated as beta-amyrin 28-monooxygenase. Bases 1 to 1431 code for a protein of 476 amino acids. NCBI's taxonomy places the organism in Eukaryota, Viridiplantae, Streptophyta, Magnoliopsida, Asterales, Asteraceae. Gene Ontology annotation, molecular function: oxidoreductase activity, acting on paired donors, with incorporation or reduction of molecular oxygen; iron ion binding; monooxygenase activity. The transcript is spliced from 3 exons. Gene Ontology annotation, biological process: sterol metabolic process. The record is from RefSeq and is a predicted model, not a curated record.